AUGAACGGACAGAAGAUGGAGGCAGGACACAAGGAUGCACGUAGGGUGGGCUGGGCCAGGGUGGGCUGCCCUGACGGCCGUGGGCAGGACUUCCUGUCGGACAUGGCCAUGACGGAGGUGGACCGCUUCAUGGACCGGGAGCACCUGAUCUUCCGGGAAAACACCCUCGCCACGAAAGCCAUAGAGGAGUACCUGAAACUCAUCGGCCAGAAAUACCUCAAGGAUGCCAUCGGUGAGUUCAUCCGGGCGCUGUACGAGUCAGAGGAGAACUGCGAGGUGGACCCCAUGAAGUGCUCGGCCUCCACCUUGGCCGACCACCAGGCCAACCUCCGCAUGUGCUGCGAGCUGGCCCUCUGUGUGUCCCCACCACCACGCAGCGUGUUCCCGCGGGAGCUGAAGGAGGUGUUCGCCUCGUGGCGGCUGCGCUGCGCCGAGCGGGGCCGCGAGGACAUCGCCGAUCGCUUGAUCAGCGCCUCGCUCUUCCUGCGGUUCCUCUGCCCCGCCGUGAUGUCCCCCAGCCUCUUCGGCCUCAUGCAGGAGUACCCCGACGAGCAGACCGCCCGCACCCUCACCCUCAUCGCCAAGGUCAUCCAGAACCUGGCCAACUUCACCAAGUUUGGCAGCAAGGAGGAGUACAUGGCCUUCAUGAACGAGUUCCUGGAGCUGGAGUGGACCAGCAUGCAGCAGUUCCUCUACGAGAUCUCCAACCUGGACACCCUCACCAAUAGCACCAGCUUCGAGGGCUACAUCGACCUGGGCCGCGAGCUCUCCACCCUGCACGCCCUCCUCUGGGAGGUCAUGUCCCAGCUCAGCAAGGAGGCCCUGCUGAAGCUGGGCCCGCUGCCCCGGCUGCUGACGGACAUCAGCGUGGUCGGCGGGCCCCGCCCCACCCCCCACCGGCAGCGGCAGCCGAGCCAGGGGGAGCGGCUGCCCCCCAAGGGCUUGGUGCUGCGGGGGCCCUCGGCCGACCUCCAGCCCUACCUCGUCCGCGACCUCAACAGCUCCGUUGACCUCCAGUCCUACAUGGUGCGGGGCCUCAAUAG
Molecule: messenger RNA, 1043 nt
Organism: Mesitornis unicolor (brown roatelo)
Lineage: Eukaryota; Metazoa; Chordata; Aves; Mesitornithiformes; Mesitornithidae
Product: ras/Rap GTPase-activating protein SynGAP-like
Exons: 6
Biological process (GO): regulation of GTPase activity
Source: RefSeq, a predicted model, not a curated record